UGACGUUUAAGGAAGUGGCCCAUGCAUGUGUUUGUGUGUGUAUGAAGUGAGCACAUGAUCAGUGUUUGGAGAGAGAGAGGUAACGUUAGAAGAGGAGCGGUAUGUUACACUCCAGUUUAUUAGAGCUAUUAGAGGGAUCUGAUCCAACACAAAUCAACAUCAGUACAGUACCAGUCCUAGAGAGGAGUGAGCUCCAGCCCGGCAGGAGAGGAGGAGGAGGAGGAGAGGGAGCGGAGGAGGCAGACUGCCCGUUCAGAUUCAGCCCUCACUCCCUGCACCUACACACAGAUAAUGAGCUUUUUGAAGAUGGCGACGUGCACCGGCAUUUAUACCUGCAGGAUCUGGUAACGACUCUGCAGGCAACAGACGAGCCCCAAGCGCCUCAUGUUUCAGAGUUUCGAUGUCACAUCACAAGCUGUAAGCAGUUAUUUGACACUCUUGAGGGAUAUGAGCACCACUACAACUCACUCCACCGCCACGUGUGCUCCAACUGCAAGCGAUCCUUCCCAUCCAACCACCUGCUGGACAUACACAUCCAGGAGUGGCAUGACUCCCUCUUUCAGGUCAUGGCAGAGAAACAGUGCAUGUAUCGGUGCUUGGUUGAGGGUUGUGGACUGAAGUUCCAAACCAGCAAAGAGAGGAAAGAUCAUCUGAUCAGAGUUCACAGCUACCCUUCAGACUUCAGAUUCGACAGAUCAAAGAAGAUAAAAAGCAAAACAAAAGAGAAGAGGACUCCUCAGCAGAGAGAAGACUGUAUGGCUGUCUCCAGUUUAGAAGUUAGUCAACACAGAGAAACUGAGAAUUGUGAGGAAAUGGACAUUUCGCUGCCCCAAGAGUCAGAGAAGCCAGAGCUCGUACCCUCUCAACAGCCAAAGCCACGUUACUCAUACAGGGUGCCUUCAUCAAUUUGCUUCGGUCAAGGCUCAGUCAGAGGCUUCAGAGGUGGAAGAAAGAAGAAGUAGGCCAAAACCUUUAUUUAAUAGAUAAACAGAGAUUGAUGUUUCUUAUAUGGUUCUGUGUUGGUGCUAUAGCAUCUGUACAAUGUGCUUUUUGGAUAUUAAAUAUUAAGUAUUUUUUACAAUAAAAUUGGCCAUAAAAUAUUGUA
Messenger RNA from Astyanax mexicanus (Mexican tetra), 1105 nucleotides. RefSeq names its product zinc finger protein 511 (gene znf511). Lineage: Eukaryota; Metazoa; Chordata; Actinopteri; Characiformes; Acestrorhamphidae. The record is from RefSeq and is a predicted model, not a curated record. The transcript is spliced from 6 exons. The coding region runs from base 102 to 962 and encodes 286 amino acids.